AUGGAGACCAGAAAGUUGGUCAGUGGUCGGAGUCCAUUAACUCGUAUCGUAGACACUAAUCAGAUAGUUGAAUUUACAAUAUGUGGUUGGAUCUUAACUAUAUGUUCAUAUAUUCUUAUAGUUUGCACACUUCCUCUUUCUGCCUAUUUCUGUAUAAAAGUCGUUCAAGAAUAUGAAAGAGCCGUCAUUUUCCGUCUCGGACGUUUGAUGCCUGGGGGUGCUAAAGGGCCAGGAAUUUUCUUCGUCCUACCAUGUAUAGAUUCAUAUAAGAAGAUUGAUCUCCGUGUUGUCUCUUUUGACGUUCCUCCUCAAGAGAUUUUAUCCAAAGAUUCCGUGACAGUAGCUGUGGAUGCUGUUGUCUAUUUCAGAAUAUCGAAUGCUACCAUAUCUGUUACCAAUGUGGAAGAUGCUUCUCGUUCCACCAAACUGCUUGCUCAGACUACACUCAGAAAUAUUCUCGGUACUCGUACACUGGCAGAAAUGCUAUCAGAUAGAGAAAACAUUUCUCAUCAAAUGCAGAGUACAUUAGAUGAGGCGACCGACCCAUGGGGUGUUAAAGUGGAACGGGUUGAAGUCAAAGAUGUUCGACUUCCAUUACAACUUCAAAGAGCUAUGGCUGCUGAGGCUGAAGCAACAAGAGAAGCAGGGGCUAAGGUUAUUGCUGCUGAAGGAGAACAACAAGCAUCUCGAGCCUUACGGGAGGCUGCAGAUGUGAUCGCCUCUUCACCAUGUGCAAUCCAGUUGCGAUACUUACAAACUCUGAAUAGCAUAAGUGCUGAGAAAAAUUCAACCAUCAUCUUUCCAUUCCCAAUCGAACUUAUUCAGAACUUUUUUUCUCCUGUAGGAAAGAUAAAGCCGCAAGGAAAAGAAAGCUGA
Molecule: messenger RNA, 876 nt
Organism: Auanema sp. JU1783
Lineage: Eukaryota; Metazoa; Nematoda; Chromadorea; Rhabditida; Rhabditidae
Source: the annotation of a GenBank genome assembly